AAAAAGGAAGACCUUGAAACGUCUAGACAGCAUAAACAGUCGCAUUAGUUUCACGAAGAUCAAACAAUGCUCCUUCUCAUCCUCAUCAUCAGUUCAGCAUCAGCGCAGACCUUCCAGCAGUUCUGUCUUCCCUUCCACAACAACUACUACCAGCCCAUCAUCGUCAAAGAGGGCGUCAAAGAUGUCCAAAAACUCGUACUUAACCGAAAUGAUAACACCCUAUACUUCAUUUUUAACAAAGUCGGAGAUUUAGGAUAUAGUUUAGGUUAUGUCAAUUUAAAUACUAACCUUGCAGGAGUAGUAGAUGGUAUUAGAAAUGCCUCAUCAGUAACCGUAGAUCAAGUUAAUAAUGUAGUAUACGCUGGCGGGAAAGAAGGUCUAUACAUUGUUAAGUCUAUAGAUGAUAGAAAGGAGCUGGAAAAAAUGCCUGUCUUUCACGAUAUUUUUGAUAUUUUCUUUAAAGGUGUUCUCUAUUUCAGCACAAAAAGGAGAGAAGCAUUCAGGGUUAGAAAUAAUGUUGUAUAUAGAUUACCAGCUUUAGCGGGUGUGUCUGUUGAAAAAAUAGUGUUAGAUGAUGAUAAUAACAUACUUUUUACUGCCAAUAGGAAGUUAUUUAGACUUAAAUUAGGUACUAGAGAUAUAGCUAUGCAUGAAGAUUUACUUGUAGACGGUAUAGCAGUGGAUGAGGACUUUAUACCUUUUGUGACGACAACCCAAGGUAUAUACGUGUAUAAUAAGUAUAAGUAUGCCCUAGAUCCAGUGUCUAAUGAAAGACUUAGAAGUCUAAAUGCACUAACGUUUAGUAAAGAAGAUGAAUUGAUAUAUGAAGCGGCGGGGAAUAUUUAUAAACUAGCUAGGUGUCAGUGAUAUUUAUUAAAAAAGAUUUACAUUAAAAUGUGUUUAAUUUUUCACCAUUCCGUUUAGGUAUAGUCUGUCAAACAACUUGAUCAGUAGAAUAAGGCGCGAAAUUAAACUUUUCUAUAGGCCGAUGGACGAUAACCCUUCGCGCCCAUUUUUUUUAAAUUUACCGCUUUUUCUACUGACGAAAAUGGCUUGACAGACUAUAUGAUUUACCUAUUCGUUAUAGUUGGUCAAGCAAAUCUUGUCAGUAGAAGGCGGCAAAUUUAAAAAAAACCGGCCAAGUGCGAGUCGGACUCGCCCACCGAGGGUUCCGUACUUUUUAGUAUUUGUUAUAGCGGCAACAGAAAUACAUCAUCUGUGAAAAUUUCAACUGUCUAGCUAUCACGGAUCAUGAGAUACAGCCUGGUGACA
Molecule: messenger RNA, 1272 nt
Organism: Cydia strobilella
Lineage: Eukaryota; Metazoa; Arthropoda; Insecta; Lepidoptera; Tortricidae
Product: ommochrome-binding protein-like
Exons: 2
Coding region: 67-867 (266 amino acids)
Source: RefSeq, a predicted model, not a curated record